Durotheca rogersii is the source of this 1790-nucleotide messenger RNA. RefSeq lists its product as uncharacterized. Gene Ontology annotation, molecular function: FAD binding; oxidoreductase activity. The transcript is spliced from 4 exons. The record is from RefSeq and is a predicted model, not a curated record. NCBI's taxonomy places the organism in Eukaryota, Fungi, Ascomycota, Sordariomycetes, Xylariales, Xylariaceae. Bases 67 to 1560 code for a protein of 497 amino acids.
CAGAAGGCACGUCAACGAAAUAUUUGGACCGUACCAACUCACCAGAUCGAUUACAGCUUAUCCCACAUGAUGCAUUUUCUGAGGACUGCCCCGGUGCUGGCGGCUCUUGCUGCAACCGUUUCCUCGGCCCCUUCAGGGGCGGGUCCCAUCCCAGGGAAUCUAUCCUUCUACACUCCUUCAUGGCCGGACUGGGAUCAGUAUGUGACUCGAUGGUCGGCCUACGAAGCGCCCACUUUCUCUCUCGCAUUCUUGCCCAACUCUGAAGAAGAGCUGUCUCAAGGCAUAGCGUACCUAGCGAGAAGAAAGAUGACGUAUCUGGCAAAAGGAGGCGGCCAUGGUUACAGCACUACGCUCGGAGUGGACCAGGAUGUUGUCCAGGUUAACAUGGAGAACUUUCGAAACGUCACUGUCCAUCCCGACAAUACCGUCACUGUUGGAGGUGGUGCCAGGAUGCUCGACGUUGUAACUGCCUUGUAUAAUGCGGGCAGAGAAGUUACUGUUGGAUCCUACCCCUGUGUUGGUGCUACCGGUGCCAUGUUAGGUGGUGGGUUAGGCCGACUCCAAGGCCUGCACGGACUGAUGAUCGACUCCCUGGAGCAUGCCAGAAUUGCUCUGUGGAACGGCACCAUCAUUGAGGCCUCAGAAAAAGUCAACUCGGACUUAUUCUGGGGGCUGCGCGGGGCCGGCCAUAACUUCGGUGUCGUCACCGAGUCUACGUAUAGGACGUAUCCUGGACAAGACAAUCGCCACUACUAUGCCGACAUGGUAUUCACCAGCGACUCGCUCGAGGGCGUGCUCAACGUUUACAAGGGCCUCAUCGAGGAAGGCUUAGACGCGGCCGCGUCCCUUGCGCUGUCUUACCUAUACGACGCCCAAUCUAUGAGUCCCCUCAUCAACAUGAACGUCGUCUACGCGCACAACGAGCAGAACGGCCGCGCCCUGUCUGCCAACUUCGCGUCGACCACAGGAAACGCCACGCACCCCAUCACGCGCGUGUCGCUGGACGAGUCGUACAUAACCUUCGCGGAGGUGCCCACGCGGGGGUCUAGCGACAUCAUCUGCCAGCGCGGGCACAACCAGGACAUCCACCCGGUGACGGCGCGCGAGUUUUUCGACAUCGGCGCGAUGGUGGACCUGUACGCGUCGUUCGGGUCCUUCGUCCGGGAGCACCCGGCUGCCAACGGCUCCGUGCUGCUAUUCGAGGCCGCCAACCCCCAGACCGUCGACGCCGUCCCCGACGCGGCUACCGCCUUCCCUCUCCGUGGCCGCUAUAUCCUCUCCAGCGUCAUGUCCAUGACCUGGGACGGUGACGACGAGACCGAGGCCAUCAAUGCCUGGGCCACCGCGGCUCGAGACACCCUCGCUAAGCCUGAGGUGUCCGGCAGCGAUAGGCUUUACAUCUACAUGAACUAUGCGAACGGCGACGAGUCGCUCUCCGCCCGUUACGGAUACGACAAGUGGCGCCACGAGCGGUUGACUGGGCUCAAGCAGCGCUAUGACCCCCACGGCUUUUUCAACGCCUACCACGCCAUCCCGCUUAAGAUGAGCGGUUGGAAUUAGCAAAGGCAUCCGGUCAUGGAAAGGCGACGAAGGGAGUGGAAGUAGGGGUGGAGUGUUUAGACUGCCGGAAUCGAUUGUACAACUGUUCGUUUCUGUGGUAGUAUCACUACUACUGAUUUGUAUUACUCGGCGAAUGAUUCAGGCUCUUAGCAAUAAGCAGCCUCUGUUUUGAUUAUCAUAGACCUGUUUUUAUUGUAUCAUAGCUACUACCUAAAUAAACACAAUUAGAA